This is a messenger RNA of Cyphellophora europaea CBS 101466, 1563 nucleotides long. RefSeq names its product 2,3-bisphosphoglycerate-independent phosphoglycerate mutase. The transcript has a single exon. The record is from RefSeq and is a predicted model, not a curated record. Gene Ontology annotation, biological process: glucose catabolic process. Gene Ontology annotation, molecular function: manganese ion binding. The coding region runs from base 1 to 1563 and encodes 520 amino acids. NCBI's taxonomy places the organism in Eukaryota, Fungi, Ascomycota, Eurotiomycetes, Chaetothyriales, Cyphellophoraceae. Gene Ontology annotation, cellular component: cytoplasm.
AUGGUCAAAAUCGACCAAAAAGCCGUCCUCAUCGUCAUUGACGGCUGGGGAGUCCCCUCCGAGUCCUCCCGCCCCGAUGGCGAUGCUAUCGCUGCAGCUGAGACCCCGGUGAUGGAUGGCUUUGCAAAGGACGGCUCGGAGACCGCUCAAGGCUACACCGAGCUCGAAGCCUCCUCUCUGGCUGUAGGUCUCCCCGAGGGUCUCAUGGGCAACUCAGAGGUCGGUCACUUGAACAUUGGUGCUGGGCGCGUAGUCUGGCAAGAUGUUGUCCGCAUAGACCAGACAGUGAAAAAAGGUGAGAUGAACAAGAACGAGAUCAUCAAGAAGGCCUUCCAGCGUGCUAUUGAUGGUAAUGGGCGCUUGCACCUCCUUGGCCUCAUCAGUGAUGGUGGUGUCCACAGCAAGAACGAGCAUCUGUAUGCCCUGCUGCAAGUCGCCGCAGAGAUGAAGGUCCCGCAGGUCUUCAUCCAUUUCUUCGGUGACGGUCGCGAUACCGACCCCAAGAGCGCCGCCAAAUACAUGGAGCAGCUGCUUGCAAAGACAACGGAAAUCGGCAAAGGCGAGAUUGCUACCGUGGUUGGACGUUACUAUAUCAUGGAUCGCGAUAAGCGAUGGGAGCGUGUGACAGUUGGUAUGGACGGUGUCGUUCACGGCAAGGGCGAGGACAGCGAUGACCCACUCGCCACUAUCAAGCAGCGCUACGAGAAGGGAGAGACCGACGAGUUCCUAAAGCCCAUCAUCGUUGGUGGCAAGGACCGUCGCGUGCAGGAUGGAGAUACGCUCUUCUUCUUCAACUACCGUUCCGACCGCGUCCGCGAAAUCACCCAAUUGCUUGGCGACUACGAUCGCUCCCCAACCCCAGACUAUGCGUAUCCCAAGGACAUCGAGAUCUUCACCAUGACCAAAUACAAAACCGACUACCCCUUCGAGAUAGCCUUCGAGCCGCAGCGAAUGAAUGACGUUCUAGCCGAGUGGCUAGCGAAGCAGGGUGUCAAGCAAUGUCACAUUGCCGAGACCGAGAAGUACGCCCACGUUACCUUUUUCUUCAACGGUGGUGUCGAGAAGCAAUUUGAGAACGAAGACCGCGAACUCAUACCCUCGCCAAAAGUCGCAACCUACGAUCUCGAACCCCCAAUGUCGGCGCAGCUGGUAGCUGACAAGCUGUCCGAGCGCAUCGCAGACAACAAGCACGAGUUCCUGAUGAACAAUUUCGCACCACCGGACAUGGUUGGACACACUGGCGUGUAUAAGGCCGCUAUUCAGGGUGUGGCCGCUACUGACAAAGCCAUUGGUUCUGUGUAUGAGACAUGCAAAAAGGAGGGCUACGUGCUGUUCGUGACUGCGGAUCAUGGCAACGCGGAGGAGAUGCUAGACGAGAAGGGCGACCCCAAGACGAGCCACACGACCAACAAGGUGCCUUUCGUAAUGGCAAACGCGCCCGAGGGCUGGAGCCUGAAGAAGACGGACGGCGUGCUGGGAGAUGUGGCGCCCACGGUACUGGACUGCAUGGGCAUCGAGAAACCAAAAGACAUGGGAGGGCAUUCGCUGCUAGUGCGGAAGUAA